Messenger RNA from Ilyonectria robusta, 1299 nucleotides. Its product is annotated as C-type lectin protein. The record is from RefSeq and is a predicted model, not a curated record. Lineage: Eukaryota; Fungi; Ascomycota; Sordariomycetes; Hypocreales; Nectriaceae. The coding region runs from base 1 to 1299 and encodes 432 amino acids. The transcript is spliced from 5 exons.
AUGAUCCCACCUGAUGUCCUGAUGGAGCAGCCGAUUCCAUUACGCAACCCUCUCCUCUUCUAUAUCGGACACAUCCCGACCUUCGAGGACAUUCAUCUAGCCAGGGCGACUGACAGCGCGCCCACUGAGCCAGCGUACUAUCAUACUAUGUUUGAACGGGGGAUUGACCCAGAUAUUGAUAACCCCUCGAUAUGCCAUGAUCACAGCGAGCUUCCAGACGUAUUUCCACCGUUGGAAGAGAUUCUGAUGUAUUGUGAGCGAGUCAGAAUGCGCAUCAGAAGUCUCCACGAGACAGGAAAGGCGUGUGUAAAUCGCUGCGCUGGCCGGGCACUUUGGAUUGGUUUCGAGCACGAGGCCCUUCACGUCGAAACCUUUCUCUUCAUGACCAUACAAAGUCCCAACAUUCGACCCCCUCCUGAAAUCCCCAAGCCUGAUUUUGAUAUGCUCGCGGAAAAAGCCGCCAGGCACCGCGUUAAAAAUGAAUGGUUCCGCAUCCCACGGCAGACCUUGACCAUUGGAUUUCAUGAUCCCGAGACAGACACAGGGCCUGAUCGUUUCUUUGCUUGGGAUAAUGAACGUGAGCCUUACGACACACAGGUGCAUCGCUUCGAGACACAAGGUAGACCAGUCAGCAACGGUGAGUAUGCAGACUAUUUAAUCACUACUAAGCAGUCGGAGAUCCCAGCUACCUGGAGCCGAACAGCGAACUCGAGACAUCGCGGUGAUGAUUAUGGCAGCUUCAUCUCUGGUCACAGCGUCAAGACUGUCUGGGGCCAUAUACCUUUAGGUCAGGCGUUAGACUGGCCUGUUAUGGCGUCGUUCAACCUGGUACAGGGAUAUGCGCGGUGGGCUGGUGCUCGUCUUCCGUCUCUGCACGAACUUCGAAGCAUUCACGAAUACGCUGAGCAACGGGGCAAGGGCCGUCCCAACAGCAAAGUCGACAAAACACCUCAUACGGAUCCUCGCGCGUUGUUCGUUGAUCUUAUGGGAACGAGCUCGGGGUUCAGAAACUUCCACCCGGUUUCAAUUACGCACAUCAAGGCAGUUUGUGGAUUGGGCAACACGGGAGGCGCGGCGGAGUGGACGAGUAAUCUUUUCCAGUCGCAACCUGGGUUCAAGCCGAUGGAUAUCUACCCUGGCUACAGUGCGGAUUUUAUGGAUGGCAAACACAUCGCCAUCGUUGGGGGAAGCUGGGCCUUGCAUCCUCGUCUUGCGGGACAAAAGAGCUUCUUGAACUGGUGGCAAAGGGGGUAUGCCUGGCCAUGGGUAACAUUUCGACUUGUGAGAGAUAUUGAGUAG